UCACCACCUAAUAAUCGCAGAGGCCCCAUCAUCCCUCGCCUUCACCGCACGCCCUUGAGAGCAUCCCGCGCAUCAGCCCCUCCCCGCCGCCCGCCCCGCUCCACCUGGCCGCUCCGCACCGCCGACUCGACUCUAUGGCUUCGCAAGCUCCCAACCAGCCGCGCCCGUACCCCGGCAACUACCUCCCCAACGGUGGCGCGCCGUCGGGCCCCGUGCCGGGCGCAGUGCCGCUGCUCCCCAACCAGGGCCGCGUGAUCCAGCAGGGCAGCGCGCGCGUGCUGUGCAUCGCCGACGUACGAGGCAACCUGCAGUCGCUGAACCAGCUCGCGGCCGACGCCCGGGCAAACUACAUCAUCCACACGGGCGACUUCGGCUUCUACGACGACCGCUCGCUCGACCGCAUCGCCGACAAGACACUGAAGCACGUUGCGCAAUACUCGCCGCUGCUGUCGGACAGCGUCAAGCGCUCCAUCGCCCAGGCCCCGCCGCAGCCCCCCAUCAAGGAGCGCUUCCAGCGCGAGCACCUGCCGCUGUCGGAGCUGCCGCUGUUCCUCAACAAAACAUACACACUCAACGUGCCCGUCUACACAGUAUGGGGCGCCUGUGAAGACGUGCAGGUGCUGGAGAAGCUGCGGUCGGGCGAGUACAAGAUCGACAACCUGCACAUCAUCGACGAGGCCCACUCGCGGCUGUUGGACGUUGGCGGCGUGAAGCUGCGCCUCCUCGGCCUGGGUGGUGCCGUGGUCAUGCACAAGCUGUUCGACAACGGCGAGGGCCGGACCACCAUCGCCGGCGGCCAGGGCACCAUGUGGACCACGCUGCUGCAGAUGGGCGAGCUGGUCGACACGGCGAACCGCGUCUACGACCCGACCGAGACGCGCAUCUUCGUCACCCACGCCUCGCCCGCGCGCGAGGGUCUGCUGAACCAGCUGUCCGUCACCCUCAAGGCCGACUUCUCCGUGUCCGCCGGCCUGCACUUCCGCUACGGCAGCUCGUACAAUGAGUUCAGCGUCAACCCGACUCUGGACCACUACCGCGGCAAGCUCGCCGCCUCCAAGGCCUCGUUCAACGACGUGUGGGACACAGUCAAGUCCGAGGUCGAGCCGGCCAUUGCCGACAGCGACUCGCAGCAGCGCCUGCUGAACCUGGCCCUCGACAUCGUCACCAAGAUGCCCACCGUGGCCAACGGCGGCAACCCCUUCGGCGGGCCCACCCCCGGGCCCCAGAGCGGCGUCAUCGACGAGAGCGCCUUCAAGAACAUGUGGAACUUCAACCUGGCCGACGCCGCCUACGGCUGGCUGGUGCUGGACAUUGACAACGGCCGCAUUGGCACCGAGAUGCGCGCCCAGGGCUUCAACUUCGCCCACCGCGGCGGCAAGGUUGGCCAAGCCGGCCAGCCCGCACCUGCUGCGGCCACGUCGGUCACACCGGCCGCCCCGAGCCCUGCUCCUGGCCCGUCGCCUGCCCCAGGCCGCCCAGCCAAUGCACCGGCCAACGCCCAGCAGCCCCGCCCUGCCGUCCCCACGCCCGUCCAGAACAAAGCCGCUCAGCCCGCACGCACCGGACCCUCCCCCGCGCCUGCGUCCAAGGACACCAAGGCUGCCACACCCCAGCCCGCCAACGCCAACGCCCCCGCGAACGCCGCCGCCGAGAAGGCCAUCCCCAGCGAAGUCAAGUCGAACGGCACAACCGCACCUGAGAAGGGCCCCGCCUCGCCUGCCCCCCGCGAGCCCGUUGAGCGCAAGGAGAGCAAGGGCCUGUUCAUCACAGGCGUCAAGGACGAGGAGGAGGCCAAGGGCCUGCUGGCCGAGGAGGACCGGCCCAAGAUCGAGAAGCUGGAGAAGAUCAAGCACUUCUUCGUCGCCCACUUCAGCUCGCCCGCCGACAUGCAGGCAGCUCUCAACCGCGUCUCGGCCGACAUCAAGAACGCCCGCGGCGGCCCUGACAAGCCCAGCGUCAAGAUCUACAACGAACGCGGCGGCGGCGCCCCCAGGUACGGCGCCGGCAGCUGGCAAGCAAGCAGCCGCGGCGGCGCAGCCGGCACAGGUGGCUACCGCAGCGGCGGUGCUUCUGACAGCGAGGGCGGCCGUGGCGCGCGUGGAGGUCGAGGCGCACGAGGCGGAGCCUUCCGCGGAGCCGAGCGCGGCGACAGAGGCACAGCCCGCGGCCGUGGUGCACGAGGCUCCUUCCGUGGCGCGCCUGCCGAGGGCGCUGCUCCCGCCGACGCCUAAGCUGCCCGCUUC
Messenger RNA from Boeremia exigua, 2243 nucleotides. Its product is annotated as ser/Thr protein phosphatase family protein. The coding region runs from base 135 to 2231 and encodes 698 amino acids. NCBI's taxonomy places the organism in Eukaryota, Fungi, Ascomycota, Dothideomycetes, Pleosporales, Didymellaceae. The transcript is spliced from 4 exons. The record is from RefSeq and is a predicted model, not a curated record.